This is a messenger RNA of Tetrahymena thermophila SB210, 1116 nucleotides long. RefSeq names its product alpha/beta fold hydrolase. Gene Ontology annotation, molecular function: lipase activity. NCBI's taxonomy places the organism in Eukaryota, Ciliophora, Oligohymenophorea, Hymenostomatida, Tetrahymenidae. The transcript has a single exon. Gene Ontology annotation, cellular component: membrane. The record is from RefSeq and is a predicted model, not a curated record.
AUGGAUUAUUUAAUGAAAUUCAUUCAAAAGUCUCUUUUAAAGGCAGAGUUUUUAUGGACUAAAUCAACUUAGAUUCAAAAGCAAAGCAAACAUCUCAAGCAUUUCCAUAAGAAGCCUUCAGAGUAGUUAUUUUUUUAGUUGAAAUAUAGAUAAUUACAUCAAGAAUAAGUUGAGUAAUACCAAAAGAUAAUUAGGACAAAACAGAAAAUAGAAGCUGAAAAUCCAUUGAGGAAUAAAAUGUAUCCCGAGGAGAACUUCAUUGAUGCAUUUUAUAGCUCUCAAAAAGAGGGAUUUUUCGAUAAUAACAAAUAUAAAUUGCACACUUAUAGAUUCAAGGCUUUUGAAUAACCUCCUAAGGCUAUAUGCGUUAUUUUCCAUGGAAUGAAUUGGCAUUCGAAUUUAUUGGCUCAUAUCGCAGAAGAUUUAGCUAAAAACCAGAUUGAAGUAUGUGCCUAUGAUUUCAAGGGCUAUGGUAAAAGUUAAGGUCUUAGAGGGUACAUGCCUGAUAUUAAAAGACACAUUGAGGAUGCUCACCAAUUUAUUGCAGAAGUUCAAAAGAUUUAUCCUGAUAAACCUUUAUUUUUAUGUGGAUUUUCAUUGGGAGGACUCACAGCUUUUCAUUUAGGAUUGGAAAAUAGAGAAAAGUUUAAGGGAAUUGUAUUCUUUGCUCCUGCUUUGAAAGACCACCCAUAUUAUCAGAGAUACCCUAAAAUAUUUGGCAGAUUUAUUGGUAGACUGUUUCCUAAAAUGAAAGUGACUCCUACUAAUAAAGGUAGAAGUUCAGCUCAGAGAAAUAAAGUAGUUGACGACUAUUUAUUUAAAGUGGAUGAGUUAUACUAUAAAGAAGGAUUAAGAGCAGGAACCAUAAGAUCAAUAAUAGAGUCUAUGAUGGAUACUGAAUUUCUCUACCAUGAUUUCGAUGUCCCUUUUUUACUCUUCUAGGGUGGUCAUGAUAAGCUUGUUGACCCAUCAUUAGCAAGCUAGCUUAUAGAAUAAUCCCCUUCUUAAGAUAAAUAAAUAAUAUAUGACCAUAAUCUUUGGCAUGGGAUACCUCUAGAGCCUGAAAUCGAUGAAUACAUGAAGAUAGUUGUAGACUGGAUUCAUAAGAGAGUUUGA